Molecule: messenger RNA, 660 nt
Organism: Chelmon rostratus (copperband butterflyfish)
Lineage: Eukaryota; Metazoa; Chordata; Actinopteri; Chaetodontiformes; Chaetodontidae
Product: phosphatidylinositol N-acetylglucosaminyltransferase subunit Y-like
Exons: 1
Coding region: 7-219 (70 amino acids)
Source: RefSeq, a predicted model, not a curated record
GCAAGUAUGUUCUCCCUGUCCAUGAUGGUGGGACUGGUUCCGAUAGUGUCCCUCUUUGGUUUGUUCUACUCUGCAGCAGUGGAUGAGAACUUCCCUCAAGGCUGCACCAGCAGCAACAGUCUGUGCUUCUACAGCCUGCUGCUGCCGGUCACCAUCCCCGUCUACGUCUUCUUCCACCUCUGGAGCUGGAUGGGAAUCAAGCUCUUUAGGCACAAUUAGGCUGCUCUGACUGUUCUGUUGAAGAAAAAAUCCACCUGAAAACAAUUAAAUCAGCUGUUGAUGAUCUACCUUGCAUUUCUCAACCCAUUUUGUUUCCUGGUUAAUAAAAGUUAAAGGCGAUGGUUUGUCUACACAGCGGCACUUUACAAACAGUUUAAUAGUAGAAAAUGUUACUUGCUACAAACUAGAAUGUAAUACAUGUGAUACAUGUUUUGAUUGAGAUAAACCCAGGAAAUAGACAUAUUGCAUAGACAUAUUGCAGGACAUCAGAACUAGACAGUGAAUGCAACCAAAAAUCUAUUGGAACACAGACUGUCAACAUAAGUCAAUUUUUUUAAACUAACCAUUGGUGGAUUUUUUGCUUUAAUGCUUGUGCCGGGUGUUAUUUUAUUAAGCUGUGUGUAAUAACUGGCAAAAAGAUAAAUAAAGAUUUCCUUUGAA